Molecule: messenger RNA, 1998 nt
Organism: Aspergillus melleus
Lineage: Eukaryota; Fungi; Ascomycota; Eurotiomycetes; Eurotiales; Aspergillaceae
Product: putative GTP binding protein
Exons: 6
Coding region: 1-1998 (665 amino acids)
Biological process (GO): positive regulation of GTPase activity
Cellular component (GO): cytosol
Molecular function (GO): guanyl-nucleotide exchange factor activity
Source: RefSeq, a predicted model, not a curated record
AUGACUUCCGUCGAAGGUUCCUCGAACCGGCAUGACAGUGAACGGCAAUGCAAGGAGUUGGAGUGCCCGUCUUUACAUGAACUCGUGCCCGAGCUGUACCCGUCGGCACCUACAGGUACCUCUCCACGCGAUGUGUCGCUACCACCCGAGGAGCAAGAGGCAUGGUUCAAGUCUCUGCAGGAAACCCUCGAGGCAGCAAACUGCACCCAGGACAUAUCGUCCGGCGAAGACCACCCCUCGUUCCAGCGAGUUGACCUGCCAUUUGGAGAAAUAAACGACAUAUUACACAAGUUGCUGAACAGCAGAUCGCAUUAUAUGCAACAGGCUGCUGAGGCGUUGGCGAAUGGCAGUAGGAACCCAUUAUGGCGACUCCCUUUUGGACAGGCUGGAAUCUUGGACUUCUUUCUUGGAUGUGUUGCUUCAAAGGAAAAUGCAGACGUUGUUCUUCUCUUACAUUCCUUGCGGUUAAUUGGAAACUGCUGUGCAGAUACUGAUGAAAACAGAGCCAUCGUUGUGAAAGGCAAUUACACUGCUGCAAUUCUCCAGCACCUGCUUAACCCAGAGCUCAUCAAAUUUGUGCUACCUGUUAUAUAUAACCUUUGCAUGGAUUUUGAGCCUGCGCAGUCUCAGUUAGCUGCGAACAAGAUCGUUUAUAUACUUUUACGACUCGUCAAGGACGGGGCGCUCAACGACAACCCCUCUUUGCUUGAUUUCGCUUACGAACUCAUAGAGCUAACUGCUGAGCAAGAAAAAGCCAUAGAAGUGUGCCCUGAUGGAACCAUCUUGCUCAUGAUAGAACUUGCACUCAACGAAGGAUUUACUUCUACCAUCGCCCACUUUUCCUGCAUUACCAACUGUCUUAUGAGUAUGUUGGACAACAAACGAUUCCAGGAUAUUUGCAUAUCAACGCGCAUGUUAUCGACGGUUUUGUCUGUUCUCACUCGAGCUGUAGCUUUGGGAAUAGGCGCCUCUGCAGAUGAUACCCAGGUGCUAGCUCAAUUGCAGCUGAAGAUCAAUCAGACCUUGUCAGAGGUAUCUGCCUCACCGCUGUUCGCAGAAACAUACCCCAUUGGUUCUGAUUUAUCUCUUUCCUUGAAAUCUUGGCUGUCAAGCACUGAUGAGCAGCUUCAAAUUUGCUCUUGUGUCAUGCUGGGAAACCUGGCGCGUUCGGAUGACGUUUGUCAGCUCAUGAUUGAAAAGCUAAAGAUACACGAAGAGCUGAUAUCGAUCCUGAAGGGCGAAGCUAGAGGAGCCGUUUUACACUCGGCACUAGGGUUCUUGAAAAACCUGGCAAUAGCAGGUGACAACAGACUGCAUUUGGGAGCCGCGGGAAUCGUACCUGUGAUUUCCCGCCUAUGGAACUACGAGACCGUUCCCCAGGUUCAAUUCGCCGCAACAAGUAUUGCAAGACAAUUGGUUAUAUCGUCGGUCGAGAAUAUAACGCUUUUGUUGGAGACGUCUCCAGCAGAUCAGGACAGAACAUACCUAUCUCUACUCCUUUCGCUAUUCAAGAAAACGGACUCUGUUCCCAUAAAAACAGAAACCGGGCGCCUCGUCGCUUCGAUAUGCCGCACCCUUGUACCUAAGGCUCGUGCACAAGAGGGAUUAGCCGAGUCCCUUCUUGCACGGCUCUUCACGCAUGAGGAGGUGGCGCUCCCUGUUGGGGGUAUGGUUGUCCAGUCGCAGUGGCCCGUCGUCAGAAGCGAAGGUUGGUUUGCUCUGGCGUUGAUGGCAUCCAGCAAGCAGGGCUCCAUCGCUGCCGGAGAUUGCCUGCAGAAAAUGGAGCUAUUCUCACCACUCGAGGAGACUCUGGGCAAGGACUUGAGUGGCGAAACCGAAGAAGUGCAACUGGCCAAGGAUCGGGAAAAUGCAAUUGUUCUUCUUCAAGAAUUAUUGCAACACAAUCCCAACAUACUUCCUAUGUCGCUGAAAACCACCGUGCAGGAUCUGAUGAAAAAGCGCGUUUCCCAUCAAUCAAACCACACCCAGGGCAAUUAA